UGCGGAGGUAACACGGUUCUGCUGUAAGAUUAAUCUGCUCAUUUAUAUAACUGCAAACUACCUGUAACAGAACAGUGUUCUGCAGCAACUGUUCUGUGGUGGUGGAGAUGGAAAACUCUAGAUCUUCUGGAUCCAUACGAAUCACCUGUUAAAACCUGACAAAGAAGACUCUAGAAGAGGCAGUGGCUGCCACGCGCAGUAUUCAGCAAACAGAAAAUGUGUCUGGAACCAUUCUAGAAUGUUCCUGGAGUGUUCCAAAACUCUCAACCUUCAAACUGUUGCCUUUUUUUAGUUUUGGGGGAAAAUCAACACUAUCUUGGCUGGCAGCAAUUAACACUAACCUGCACAGCAUUUUAACCCCGUCUUCAGAUAUUCCCAAUCAAAAGAAACAACGUUCCCGGCCAAGAACACAGACCGAAAAAAAAAAAAAAAAACACAUUCACUUCACCAAACCCAUACAAUGGCCUGGCCUGUCCCGAUCCCGUCUCUAAAAGUCCUCCCCCCCACCUCGGACUCUGACAGCUGGUCCCGCUCCUCCACCCCCAGCUUCAAGCGCCGCCGCAGGGCUCCGCACCGGGACUGGGGGCUGAAAUCGAAGGCUGAACCAGUGAACCUGCUGCUGUCGCCCCCGGAGACCCUCCCUCCACCCCUGACCCUCCUCCAGCCCCCCUCUGUCGAGAUCAGCCCCUCGAGUGACGAGGAGGCCCUGCCCUGGUCCUCCUGCUCCACCCCCAGCGCCUCCCCGCGCCGACAGAGUUUCCUGCUCAGGAAGUGGCUGCAGCGGGACCGCAGGGACAGAGGCAGGGGGAGCGAUGACUGCAGUACGGCCAGCAACUCCCCACGCACUACCCCUACCGGCUCCCCGGCCCUGCGCAAACGCCUGCUCGCCUCGGGGCCCUCGUCUCGCUCCUGUGAGGGGGACGCCAUGGUGGAGAAGGGUUCAGACAGCUCCUCCGAGAAGGGCCCCGCCCAGUCCCCCAACUACCCGCCCGCCGCACGCAACUUCACACGCAAUGCCAAGAAAAUGCAAAGCUGGUACAAUGUCCUCAGCCCCACUUACAAGCAACGGAACGAAGACUUCAGGAAGAUUUUCAAGAAGCUGCCAGAGACCGAAAGGCUCAUAGUUGAUUACUCCUGUGCGCUCCAGAAGGACAUUCUGCUGCAAGGCCGCCUCUACCUCUCUGAGAACUGGAUCUGUUUCCAUAGCAACAUCUUCCGCUGGGAAACCACAAUCACCCUCCAGCUGAAGGACGUGAGCACUCUGACCAAGGAGAAGACAGCCAAGCUCAUUCCCAACGCCAUCCAGAUCUGCGCGGAGCAGGACAAGCACUUUUUCACCUCUUUCGGAGCGCGGGACCGGAGCUACAUGAUGAUUUUCCGGCUUUGGCAGAACGCACUCAUGGAGAAGCCGCUGUCCCCCAAGGAACUUUGGCACAUUGUCCACCAGUGCUACGGGACUGAGCUCGGACUGACCAGCGAGGACGAUGACUAUGUCUCUCCCACGGACCACAUCAACGGGAUCAUCCCCGGUGAUGACGUCGCAUCAGAGCUGCUGGACCUCCCCAAUGACCACUCCUCUCGCAACAGCCUGGACCUCAAACUGGACGCCAGCCCGCUAGUGGACCACCAACCCAACAAGUGCUGCCUGCCCUCGGUGGAGAGCAGCGACGGGGGACCUUCGUUCCUGGAGGAUCUAGAGCCUCAGUCUGAAAGCCAGCAGGACGACUCGUCCGCUCAGACGAUCACCCCGUUGUCGGAGAGAGCGAAGGCGGUUCUGGGGAACCUGUCGUCGCUGGACUUCGUGAACGAUGACGACAUACCCACUGACCUGAGCGACUCCUCGGACACGCAGGACGAAGCAGGGGAGGUGGAGUCCUUGUGUGCAGAUCUGAAAGGGCGGCUGCACAUCAAUGCCGUGUACCGGAUCAGCGUGGACAGGCUGUAUGAGCUCCUCUUCACAGACCCUCCCUUCCUGCAGGAUCUCUUCGAGCAGCGCAGAUUCACCGAUCUGGCGCUGAAUGAUUGGCAGCAGGACAACAGUGGCACCUCCAGCCGUGUGCUGUCCUACACCAUCGCCAUCAACAACCCCCUGGGACCAAAAACCGCCCCCGUUGUGGAGACGCAGACGUUGUAUAAGAGCAGUCAGAAGAAUGAGUGUUAUGUGGUGGACUCGGAGGUGAUCACUCACGGCAUUCCCUAUCAGGACUACUUCUACACCAUGCACCGCUACUGUCUGACCAGCGUCUCCCGCAACAAGAGUCGCCUCAGAGUGUCGUCCGAUAUCCGCUAUCGGAAGCAGCCCUGGAACCUGGUGAAGGUGCUGAUCGAGAAGAACACCUGGAGUGGCAUUGAGGAGCACUUCAGACACCUAGAGCUGGAGGUGUCGAAGGUAGAGGCCCUGUUGAAAGCGGACACGGUCGGCAGUGAGAAUCUCGGGAAACUACCGGCACUGCGACGCAGGAAACGCAACCUGAUCCGCAAGACCCACCUCGGGGAGGGGCUGGGAGCCAUCGGGGCGGACAAGGAGCGCACCAGCAGGGGGGGCCGUGGAGCAGGCUCUCCCUACAUGAAGCCUGGCAUCCGAAAUGGCAUCAAUAUAAUCCUGCUCAUUAUCAGCUUCAUGAUCUGUAUAAGUCUGGUGGUGCUGGUGGCUCUCAACGUACUCCUCUUCUACAAGCUGUGGUCCAUGGAGCGGGCAGCACACACCCUUGAGACCUGGCACUCCUACGCACUUUCAGACGGUAAGCUCCCUCAGACGGCCUCGGAGUGGGCACAGAUCCUGGAGCUGCAGAAGCAGUUCCACAAGGCUGAGGUCUGCAAGUGGAAGCAGAUCCUCAAAUCCUCCGUCGGGCUGCUGGACGAGAUGAAGUUUUCUCUGGAGAAGCUGAACAGAGGGAUCUUGACAGCAGAGACCCCGUUUGAAUCCGAGGGGAGCGGAGAGGAGCCUCUCUCCCAGUGAUCCGACUCCACGGAGCCACUAGAGACUUUGGAGCAACGUGCAAUUCCGUGGGCUUAAUAACCCCCGCCCCCCCCCAAAUACAUGGCAAAGCCCAGAGAUCAACUGCUGUAGUGCCAGAAGUAGAGGAUGAGGGGGAAAAAAACUGAGGAGUGGUGGAAUAUUUCAUGGAAUAGUUCCCACAGAUUUCGGAAAAUGAUGUGUUUCUUUUUUUUUUUUUUUUUUUUUACCACAGACGGUAUUAGUUCUG
Messenger RNA from Acipenser ruthenus (sterlet), 3206 nucleotides. Its product is annotated as protein Aster-A-like. The transcript has 20 exons. The coding region runs from base 461 to 2959 and encodes 832 amino acids. Gene Ontology annotation, molecular function: sterol binding; sterol transfer activity. Gene Ontology annotation, biological process: intracellular sterol transport. Lineage: Eukaryota; Metazoa; Chordata; Actinopteri; Acipenseriformes; Acipenseridae. Gene Ontology annotation, cellular component: endoplasmic reticulum membrane; endoplasmic reticulum-plasma membrane contact site; plasma membrane. The record is from RefSeq and is a predicted model, not a curated record.